AUGAAAGAUAAUUGUCCCUGCACCAUCAUCGGCCUCCGCUUAGGAGGCUUAAGUGAGGACCUUCCACGCCACUGCUGUCACAUCUGCACCUCGGGCCACUGCUGUCACAUCUGCACCUCAGGCUACUGCUGUCACAUCUGCACCUCGGGCUACUGCUGUCACAUCUGCACCUCAGGCUACUACUGUCACAUCUGCAUCUCAGGCCACUGCUGUCACAUCUGCACCUCGGGCCACUGCUGUCACAUCUGCACCUCAGGCUACUGCUGUCACAUCUGCACCUCAGGCCACUGCUGUCACAUCUACAUCUCAGGCUACUGCUGUCACAUCUGCACCUCAGGCUACUGCUGUCACAUCUGCACCUCAGGCUACUGCUGUCACAUCUGCAUCUCAGGCCACUGCUGUCACAUCUGCAUCUCAGGCCACUGCUGUCACAUCUGCAUCUCGGGCUACUGCUGUCACAUCUGCACCUCAGGCUACUGCUGUCACAUCUGCACCUCGGGCCACUGCUGUCACAUCUGCACCUCGGGCCACUGCUGUCACAUCUGCAUCUCAGGCCACUGCUGUCACAUCUGCAUCUCGGGCUACUGCUGUCACAUCUGCACCUCAGGCCACUGCUGUCACAUCUGCACCUCAGGCCACUGCUGUCACAUCUGCAUCUCAGGCCACUGCUGUCACAUCUGCAUCUCGGGCUACUGCUGUCACAUCUGCACCUCAGGCCACUGCUGUCACAUCUACAUCUCAGGCUACUGCUGUCACAUCUGCACCUCAGGCUACUGCUGUCACAUCUGCACCUCAGGCUACUGCUGUCACAUCUGCAUCUCAGGCCACUGCUGUCACAUCUGCAUCUCAGGCCACUGCUGUCACAUCUGCAUCUCGGGCUACUGCUGUCACAUCUGCACCUCAGGCUACUGCUGUCACAUCUGCACCUCGGGCCACUGCUGUCACAUCUGCACCUCGGGCCACUGCUGUCACAUCUGCAUCUCAGGCCACUGCUGUCACAUCUGCAUCUCGGGCUACUGCUGUCACAUCUGCACCUCAGGCUACUGCUGUCACAUCUGCAUCUCAGGCCACUGCUGUCACAUCUGCAUCUCAGGCCACUGCUAUCACAUCUGCAUCUCGGGCUACUGCUGUCACAUCUGCAUCUCAGGCAGAUAG
This is a messenger RNA of Mesocricetus auratus (golden hamster), 1155 nucleotides long. Its product is annotated as keratin-associated protein 5-5-like. The coding region runs from base 1 to 1155 and encodes 384 amino acids. NCBI's taxonomy places the organism in Eukaryota, Metazoa, Chordata, Mammalia, Rodentia, Cricetidae. The record is from RefSeq and is a predicted model, not a curated record. The transcript has 2 exons.